UGUUGGGUAUUCCCCUCAUAAUGAAACUACUGUACUGGACAGUAGCCAGACCUGUCUUCGUUUCACGCAAAGCAGUGAUGGCUAAUUUGGAUUCCAUGAUAAGUGUAAUUUACAAGUGUAAUUUGUGCCUUUUUGAAAAUGAAUCAAUCGAAAAACUACGCACGCAUGUUGAAGAGACACAUAGAAAUGAAGUUUUGGAUCAUGGUCAUGAAGCGUCUAAUACAGAGAACGUGGAAACAACGAGAAAAAAUCAAAUUAACAUAAUUAUUGAAGAGGCCAACUUUGCAACGGAAAAUUCGACAGGUGUUAUUGAAAUGAAUGCAGCAUCAUGUUUGGAAUCGGUAAAUGAAAUAUUUACUGAUGAGAUUAUUAGGAGGGAAAAUAAAAGUAGCAUUAAAGAAGACAUGAAGAAACAUGGAGGAAGAUAUAAAGCAUUACUAUGCACUUUGUGUAAUAAUCGACUCAAAGAUGAAGAAGAAAUGAAAAUACAUCAAGAAUCACAUUAUGAAAGCAAUGCAUUCAAAUGUAUAAAGUGUGAUUACACGAAUUCCCAAUGGAUAGAAAUCAAAAAUCAUAUGAAGAUACACGAUGUUCAAAAAACCAACAGUUGUGCAGAAUGUGCAAUGCCAUUUGCAAGCCAAGUUGCUUUGAAUAGUCACUGGAGAUUUCAACAUCUAGGAGGAAAACAUUUAUGUGACACAUGUGGUUAUGAAGCUUCUUCUAAAUAUAACCUUUAUCAACACAAAUCGCAAAGUCACCCUACGAUAUAUACAUGCUAUCGAUGCAAUUUUACUUGUAACAAUGAGGUUGAUCUUCAAAAGCAUAUGCAUUCAAGGCACGAGAGUGGAUACAUUUGCAAGUACUGCAAGCCUACACAAAUAUUUUCAACUCAGCACCAUCUACAUGCACAUAUGACACAGAAUCAUUUGGGAAAGAAAUGUUUUAUAUGUGACCGAUGUAACUAUGUUGCUAAAUUACGUCAUCAUCUUGAAAAGCACUAUUUGAUGCAUACUGGGGAAAGACCAUUGAAAUGUAAAAUAAGUGGAUGUGACUUCACAGCUAGAGAACCCAGGCAUUUUAAACAGCACAUGGUAACAAAACACAGUAAGCCUGGUGAUCUGGUGUGUAAAGAAUGUCAAUUUGUUACUUCAGAUCAGAACGAGUGGGACCUUCAUAUUUCAAUGCAUCAUAUGAAAGUCUUCCAAUGCAAACACUGUGAUUAUCAAACUAAGAACUCCGCUACUCUAAGACGACAUCGAUUGGCGAAACAUGUUGAUCAGGACCAAAUGCGUUUUCCUUGCCCUCACUGCUCAUACAGAACAAACUUUCGUGACAGUUUCAAUAAACAUUUGUUAACUCACGAUUUGAAGAAUGCAAGACAUAAAUGUCCGAUUUGUAAAAGAGAUCUUAACACUCGUUUGGAGGUCAAAAAUCAUCUUAUGAAAAACCAUACUUCUGAUGUCACUUCUCAAGUACAAUUUUGCAAUAUUUGUCCUUAUUCCUGCACAAAAUCUAGUAAUUUAAAGCAGCAUAAAUUGACACACAGUGACGUGAAACAGUACCAGUGUGAAAAAUGUAAUUAUUCAUCAAGAACACUGAUCGUGUUACGUAAGCACAUGCAGAAAAAACACCAAGUUGAAGCAAGAUAGCAAAUUGGGAGUUUCUGAUGGUUUUUCUCUGAGGAUUCUUCGCGCCAAAGCCGAGUUAACAUUUUCGUCAGACUAUAAUGCACGUUUAGAGGCAACACUUUAAUGUAGCUUUUACAAACUUUUGGACAGUUGCUGGUAAUGCUCUUAGAUGAUGUUAACGGGAGGCGGACAACUCGACUACACGGACAACUCACCAGAAACAACUCUACCACAGAGAGGCCUGGUGAGUUGUCCGUCUUUUCGCAUUUUCUACGGCGGCGUUUCAGGUCUAUAGAAAUGUGAUUUUGAUAUUUUCAGGGCUCAAAUGUUGAGAAAAAGACAUAAAUAUUCUCUAGAAAGAAUUUUAAUUUGUGUAAGUGGCUUAUUUGGCUCAUGUUAUAUGAAUACAAAUACAGUUUACAUACGAAAUUGGAGUAACGUUAGCGAAGGCACGGCUCGGCGGUGUGGCGCAUCGUGCUAAGCGUUAGGAAUACGCUCGCCACCGCAUCUCU
Styela clava is the source of this 2140-nucleotide messenger RNA. RefSeq lists its product as uncharacterized. Gene Ontology annotation, biological process: positive regulation of transcription by RNA polymerase II. Gene Ontology annotation, cellular component: nucleus. The record is from RefSeq and is a predicted model, not a curated record. Lineage: Eukaryota; Metazoa; Chordata; Ascidiacea; Stolidobranchia; Styelidae.